AUGGCUCCACUUUGCUAUCAGCAGCUCGACGAAGCGCGCGAGCUUACCGAGCAGCAGCUCUCACAGGUCCUUCUCGAUCGCAAUACUGAGCUGUCUCAACUUACACACCAACGCAAAUACUCCACCGUACUCAAUGCGCACAACAUCUGGGCUCCGCAAUUGUACGAUGCAAUUCUAAGAUACGCCACCGCCGCAAACUUGACAGUCGUUUCUCGAGUCCUCAAACUCCCCCGCGAGAUCCGCGACACAAUAUAUACGCACCUCUGGGAUAGUGGCGGGCAGCAAGACUUUCAAAGAGAUCUGUUAUAUUGGUGGGAACACUUUGACCAGCCAUGGGUAAUUAGGGGCAUACAUCCAUGUGAAUCAUUCGGGAAGACAGGCGCCACGGAUCUCAAACCACCAUAUUUCGUUGACCAGGCGUUUUUUGGUGCGGACUUCGCCAGAGAAGUCCUUGUACGGCUGCAGGACACCGUUGGAAAGGAUCUACGACCCUGCGAAAGGAAUCCGAUUGCGGAAUUCUCCUUGAUUGACGCAUCAAUAGAGGCGUUCGUUAAGAAGGACGCGUUUGGCGUGGGAAAGACUAUGGAAGAGCUAGUCCGAAAUUUGGACCUCCGGAUCAACUUCCAAUGCGAUAACCACAUGUCAAGUGAACUUGCGAGGCAAAACCACAUCGCUGAGCUCGAAGAAGGCAUAACGGCGCUUUUGAGUAUCCCAUACUCUGACCGUAUCACCAUUCACGACGGCCAAAUGAAACAACUCUCGUCCAGACCAAGAAUUAUCACACUGGUGAUACGGCAAGAAUGUGCCAUCGAUAUUUCUGUUAGCCUCGUACCAAUCCUGCGACUUGUCGCCCGCGCACGCAAGGGCUUGAGCAGAACCGGGUUCACGAUGAAAAUUCUAUAUCAUAAUGAUGAGAUUGGACUAAAGAUCCUAUUUGAGGAGGACGUCUGGGCUUGGUCAGACAAAGAUUGGAAAACCAAUUUGAAAGAGAAGAACUCAUGCAAAGUAGAUGCUGAAGAGUGGGACCUCGAGAAGCAGGCCAUUGUGUGGGAACACGUCAGGAAUGUCGUGUUCAACGUGAAAGAUGAUGGGGCGUAA
Molecule: messenger RNA, 1098 nt
Organism: Cucurbitaria berberidis CBS 394.84
Lineage: Eukaryota; Fungi; Ascomycota; Dothideomycetes; Pleosporales; Cucurbitariaceae
Exons: 3
Coding region: 1-1098 (365 amino acids)
Source: RefSeq, a predicted model, not a curated record